Messenger RNA from Spinacia oleracea (spinach), 2710 nucleotides. Its product is annotated as probable serine/threonine-protein kinase WNK9. The transcript has 7 exons. NCBI's taxonomy places the organism in Eukaryota, Viridiplantae, Streptophyta, Magnoliopsida, Caryophyllales, Amaranthaceae. Gene Ontology annotation, biological process: protein phosphorylation. Gene Ontology annotation, molecular function: protein serine/threonine kinase activity; ATP binding. The record is from RefSeq and is a predicted model, not a curated record. The coding region runs from base 395 to 2527 and encodes 710 amino acids.
AGAAAGAAACAACAUUGAAUGCGAUGCCCAACUCUAUUGGGAACACAUCAUUUGCAACCAUUGUUUAGUUGCCCAUUGGCAUUUCCUACCCCCUCUCCUUCAUACACUCCCACAUUCCUUUGAAUCUAUUCCCAUCACCCUCUCUUUCUCUCUCUCUCCCCUUACAUUCCAUCUUUUUAUCGUCCUUUCAAAAUAAAACUAAAUUAACAACACUGAAAUUCAACCUUUUUUUUGGUUUUUUAUUUGCAUAUGAUUAAUUAAAAUUAAGAACAACUCCCCAUCUAGAUUGAUUGAUUUAAUUUCAGUCUGACUAUGUCGAUUGAUUUGCAAUUGGGAAAAUUCUCUGUCAAAUAAAUAAAUGUUUAUUUAAAUCGUUGAAAAUUACUAUAAGGGAAUGAAUGCUGUAAUUGAUAAUCAUGAUGAUUUUGAUGAUUGUUCUGAUUAUGUUGAGACUGAUCCCACUGGAAGAUAUGGAAGAUAUAAUGAAAUUCUGGGCAAAGGGUCAUCUAAGAUAGUGUACAGAGGAUUUGAUGAAUAUGAAGGAAUUGAAGUGGCUUGGAAUCAAGUUAAGCUUACAGAUUUUCUGCAAAGACCUGAAGAUCUCGAAAGGCUUUACAGUGAAAUUCAUCUGCUGAAAACCUUAAAACACAAGAAUAUUAUGAAGUUUUGCACUUCGUGGGUUGACAUUACCAACAGGAACAUCAAUUUUGUCACUGAAAUGUUCACCUCUGGUACUCUGAGACAGUAUAGGGUGAAGCAUAAAAAGGUUAACAUUAGAGCAGUAAAACAUUGGUGUAGGCAAAUCCUAGAAGGGCUAUUGUAUCUUCAUAGUCAUGACCCUCCAGUGAUACACAGAGAUCUCAAAUGUGACAACAUUUUCAUUAAUGGGAACCAAGGUGAAGUCAAGAUUGGAGAUCUUGGAUUAGCUGCCAUACUGAGGAAAUCUCAUGCUGCCCGUUGUGUUGGUACGCCAGAAUUCAUGGCCCCAGAGGUUUAUGCCGAGGAAUACAAUGAAUUAGUUGACAUCUACUCGUUUGGGAUGUGUGUACUCGAAAUGGUUACCUUUGAUUAUCCUUAUAGUGAAUGCACACAUCCUGCUCAAAUCUACAAGAAAGUAGUUUCUGGGAAAAAGCCGGAUGCUCUUUACAAAGUGAAGAACCCGGAAGUGCGCCUCUUUGUUGAGAAAUGCUUAGAAACUGUCACUAGUAGAUUAUCUGCGAAGGAGCUACUAGAACACCCAUUUUUGCAAAACGACGAUAAGGGAUAUAAUUUGAGGCCAAUUGAUGAUGAUAAAGAUUUUGACAAAAUAAGUCAAGUGGUUCAAUCACCUUACCAAAAUGAGAGGUCUUUGAUGAAUAGUAGUAGUGGGUGUGACCAUGCUGGCUGUGACUAUGUUGGCUAUGAACCUGAUCAUGAACAUGAGUAUCAAACACUAGAGUUAGCAGCCAAUGAAAUUGAGCUAUUUACUUUUCUGGAGGAUGACGAUUUGACAGAUAUGGACAUCAGCAUCAAGGGAAAGAAAAGAGCAAAUGGUGAUAUCUUUUUAAGACUGAGAAUUACUGAUAAAGAAGGGCGAGUACGAAAUAUAUACUUCCCUUUUAACAUUAAGAGUGAUACUGCUAUGAGCGUUACUACGGAAAUGGUUUCUGAACUCAGUAUCAAGGAAGAAGACAUGAUGAGAAUAGCAGAUAUGAUUGAUUGCGAGAUAGCUUCCUUAGUCCCCGAAUGGAAGAAGGGUACAUACGAAGAAGAAAAUGAAUACGAAUACGAAGCCUCUGAGUGUGAAAGCAUAAACAAUGAUAAUGAUUCAGUGAUUGAGCGUUAUUCUUUAGCAGAUUAUCUUACCUUUGGUAGCCCCAGGCCCCGCAAUAUCCAACUCCUUCGUUGUGCUAGUCAUGGAUCGACUUCUAUGCGUGGACGUUUUGAAGAGAUAACUUAUCCAUUAGAGGCUGAUCCGGGUGUAAUAGCAAAUACAGAUACAGUGGGUCAUCAUCAACGUCGACCCAGUUUAAACUUCCAUUUUGGUGAAACCUUUGAACAACAAGAUCAAACAAGUUGUGAGAAUACCAUUAAUUAUAGUGAAACUCAGACGCCAUACAACUCCCCUUCUGGUUCCAUUGUAGAUGAAAGGGAGUAUGAGAACGAGGCAAGGAAGGAGUUGAGAUGGCUGAAAACCAAGUACGAAAUACAGCUGAGAGAUGAAAAUGAAAGUGCAGACAUGAAGAUGAAGACACGUUUGUUAGCUGCAGAAAAGGAUUACCAUAUGAAGAGAAACAAGAAGAUAUCAUUUCAUCCAUUGGAAAGAGGAUUAGAUGUGAAGGAUCUGAAGAAGGCAUUGGAAAAGCACUUUACGCCUCAAUUUCCUUCAAAUCAUGCUAAGAAGAAGCUCCCAAGUCGAAUGCUUCAGAGUGAGUGUUGUAGCCCAGAGAAUUUGGUCACUUCUAACAAGUUUUACACAGGAGGACCUAUCCUCCCUCAUUCUCUUCAUAGAACAACUUCUCUACCUGUUGAUACGUUAGACUUUUAAACCCAACCAACCAUCAAAACUUUCAUUUUUUUUUUUAUAAUUUAAUUUACUCGCUAUAUUACCAUUAGUCUUGUACAAUAUUUAAACUUAGGUGCAUUUUUCCUCCCAUGGAUGGAGUGAGAUUCGAUGGAAAUAAUUAUAUUGAAUUGUGAAUAUGUGAUAAUCGGAUAUUGUUUGAUACAA